Messenger RNA from Microthlaspi erraticum, 654 nucleotides. The record is from the annotation of a GenBank genome assembly. Lineage: Eukaryota; Viridiplantae; Streptophyta; Magnoliopsida; Brassicales; Brassicaceae.
AUGUUCCAAGAGCACUACAAUGCUCUCUUCUCCAUGGACUUUGUGGAAACAAGAUACCCACAUUAUGACACAAUGAGGGCCCUUGUAAUCUUUGAGGAUGUGGAGUUGGUACUCAAGAACAUGCACUUGGCCAAAUUCUUCUGUCACCGCUUGGCAUCGGUGAGGUAUCACCAGUAUGAUGAGCUCGAUCGAGCUGAGUUGGACCAAGGCUGGGGAUGGAUUACUUUCCUAGCUAAAGGAGAGAGGAAGAUGGUAACCUUCAGGCAGCUAGAGAUACUCUUUGGUUUCACUUAUGGGGAAGGAAACCUAUGGGAUAUCAAGGAGAAUGAGCUCCAACGAGUAUGGACUACAAUCGCUGAAGCAGGGUACUCUUCUUCAUGGUCCAAGGCUUCUCAAAUCAGGAGCCCAGUGCUGAGGUAUGUGCACAAGGCACUAGCCAACACUUUCUUUGCAAGGAAAGCCACUGGGACAAUCAAUGAAGGAGAAUUGAAACUCCUUGACAUGGGGAUUAAGCCUAUCAUCUCACGCACAAGGGUGGGAAGAAGAUCAGAGGAGACAGGGCACACUCAGGAAACCUCAUGCCUCUCCUUGAGAAGCUACUCACCUACAAGACCACAACAUACAACACUCGAUUUCAGCAAGGAAGAAAGCUAA